Molecule: messenger RNA, 1917 nt
Organism: Hansenula ciferrii
Lineage: Eukaryota; Fungi; Ascomycota; Saccharomycetes; Phaffomycetales; Wickerhamomycetaceae
Exons: 2
Coding region: 1-1917 (638 amino acids)
Molecular function (GO): protein binding
Source: RefSeq, a predicted model, not a curated record
AUGACAGGAGACAAGAUUAAUGCUGCUGCCAAACGUCACAAAAGGAAUCCAAUAUCGAUUUUGUCGCUUCCCACCGAAGUUCUGAUAAAGGUCACCUCACAGCUAUCUCAAAAAGACACAUUAUCAUUAUUAUACUCAAAUAAGCAUUUCGAAGAAGCAUGCAAUGUCAGACUAUACAAAAAACUCAUGUUCUGCGGGCAUCCGUGGCUUUCAUACACGGAUACACUUGGUGAUGUAGAUGGAUCUACUCGUGUUAAGCCUAUCAGAAAAAUUAGAUGCAUGUUCGAAACUUUUGGUGAUGACUACUCAAAAACCUUAAAAAAAUCACAUGCUUUGUUGAUUAAAGACAUUGUCAUAUAUGAUAAUCCAUGGCUCUUUGACUCUUCAGAUUCUUUCCAUGAUACGUUUGACCCCACUUGGGUCCCAUUUAUUAAAUCAUGCAGGAACUUGAGAUCAUUCAUCUGUCCUUGGUUCACAAUUGAUAACCUUUUGGUUGGAGGUAAAGAUCUGGUUGAGAACUUAUCCAGAUUGUCCAUCAACUACCAACACACGUCAGAAUCCGAAUCCAAUAAUAGAUUUCCAGAUGGAAUAAAGCUCAAGAAUUUGAAAAUAAUGAAGUUAAAUUUACCAAGGCCUUGGGAUUAUUCAAACGAAGAAAGCAUUCUUCAACUCCUAUUAAUUGAUGAUAAUAAAACAAAUAUAGUGUUAGAAGAGCUUGAAUUAAAUCAACAAUAUGGUUAUCAGGAUGAAGCCAAUGAACGAGAUCUCUCUGCUUAUGAAUACACCAUGGAACCAAAUUUAGUCUCAUCAUUCUUACUUGGUCAUUUUGAUCCUCCGCCUUCAGAAAGCACAUUUUCUGUACACAAUCGUGCUUAUGAAGAUGAUCCUGAUUCUAGAUUUUUUUCAGACUCUGAUGAAACAAAUAGUGACUCUGAAGAUUCAGUGUCUGACACUAGGGAAUUUCCAGAUGAAUAUAUCACUUCUACAGGAGAGAUGUACUAUACCUCCAUACAUCCUGUUGUACAUCAUACCAAUAAUGAGGUCAGAAAUGAAGAACAUUUCAAUGAUGAAGAUGAAUCAUUUUUCAUUGGUUUGAAUGACGUUGAAUUUGGACAACGACCACCACACAGCGUUCAUAAUCCAUUUCUCAAUGUUGAGGUUUUGGAAUUCAGAAACGUGUAUCACAAACCAUUAACUGUUGAUGUUGAGCUUUUCAUGGAAAAUCCUGAUCCAAGAUUAAGAAAUGGCUGGGGUGUCAUAGAAAGAACCAACUCAUUUCUCACCUGUUUCAUUGAAUCACAAAAGGUUUUCCCAAAACUGAAAAAAAUGAUGUUUUUCAGCUCCCCAGAUGCAAAACAGAUACUUGGUGCUAUUAAGAACAACUUUCUGAUUCAAGAUAGGGAAGUGAUGAAUCCGUUUUCCAAAUACUGUGAGUUAUUAAUUGACUUCACUCUAUUAACGCCUAAUCUUGAAGAAUUAAUUUUCGUUGCACCAAGUGAAGUUGGUUUCAAAACCUUUAUGAGAAUCGUUCAUCAAUCUCCAAGACGUCAAUUUUUUAAGAAAUUAAGUUUCUUUUCAUACGAUGGUAUAUAUUCAUGUUGUACAAAAAUAUUGAAUGCCAAAGUUUUUAAAAGGUUUGACAAUUUUGAUGAUCUAAGAGAAAUUGAUAACUACCAAUAUUUGUGUUCACAAAUUAUUAAAGAGCACUUUAUCUCUUGCUCAAAAAUACAAGAUUAUGAAGGUCAUGAAAAGUUGAAAAAUUCGAAGAAUACUAUGUUUUUCAAGAAAGAGUUUGAAUAUGUUUUCGGUGGUGAUGCUUUAUUGAUGUUUAAAAAAUGCCCAAAGCUGAAGGAAAUUACCAUAUAUGGAUUCACAUUUUAUCGGGGGACAACAGUGACAACUCCAAUGUACGUUUGA